AUGUUCUUGUUGACAGUUUCAGCAGUUUCAGGAGUUUCAGCCGCCAAGGAAGGCAAUUCACUGAAUGUGGAUGAUUUUUUUCAACCCAAGUGGUGGGUUCCCGAAGUCGAGGGAGUAUCUGUUGGCGACUACCAGUUUCUUCAAGUCCUUGGCGAAGGAACACAUGGCAAAGUCUACAAGGUGGCAGAUCAAAUUUGCGGUGGCUUCAAUGCCGUGAAGGUCAUCAGGAAGAAUCGCUUGAAAAGCGCGGAUGAGAUCUAUGGCAUCGCCGGGGAGUGCAAUACCUUAGCUUGGCUGCAGCAUCCCAACAUCAUCCAGUUGCGAGGAGCGGUGCAUGCUUCGCAGAACUACUAUGUCUUCAUGGAGUUUGCCGGCAGUGUCUCCCUUCAUAAUGUGCUACGAGCGAGGGGCAGCCAAGUGGGACUCGAUCGGAAUAUGGCUCACCAAGUCUUCAAUCAGAUCGCUGAUGCAGUGGCAUACUGUCAUUCUCAUGGACUCGCCCAUUGUGAUCUGAAACCGCAGAAUAUUGUGCUCAAUGAUGACGGAAUACCAAAGAUCGUAGAUUUCGGGUUGGCAUUGAAGAUUGGUUGGCCGGUAGGCAACCCCCGUGGCACCUGGCCCUUCACGGCUCCUGAAGCCGCGUGGCCCUGUGGAAGACCCUGGGACUUGGCCAAGGCGGACGUUUUCUCAUUGGCGGCAGUCCUAAUUGAGAUGCUUUGCGGCACUGACAAGCUGUUCCGGAUGUUCGGCUGGAUGGUAGAGACGCCUCUCAAUUUGCUACGGGUGCAAGAGAUGGUGGCCUUUCUGGCCACCCCUGGGGCGGUGGCCAUGAGUUUGGCGACGGACAUCGGAAGUCCUGGCAACGUGGCUUCCAUGAUCACAGGUCGUGAGAAAGGUCAGCUCAUGCAGCAACAUGUCAUUCUGCGGUCCAGACCUCCAAAUCUGCACCGCUCCCGUGCCGUCGACAAACGGAGCCCCUUUUUGGGUCGGAUGAUCCACAGGGAUUCGAUUCGUACAGCGCCCGACACCGCACUGGCCGCUGAUCAACUGAAGAAAGCCCAAGAGAAGACCAAGAAGCUUAAGACUGCGCAAGAGGAGGUGGAGCAAUCGAAGCGAUGGGCCGAGAAUGCGGUCAACGACCUCAAGGUGCAAAGUCGCUUCAUCGAGGGCGAGGUGAAGCUUCUAAAAGAGGCCAAAACCAGCAGCAAAGAAGAGCUGGACGCAGAGGAGAAGCGAGUGAAGGAUGAGGUGAAGAACCAUGAGGCUACGACGGACGUGAUGAGCAAGAGCCAACAGGUGCUGGUGACUCAGUGCGAGUUGUCAGAUGACCUGUCCAGCAAUUGCGCGGAAGCCAACGCUGCGUUGCGCCGCGCCACCAAUGGGCUCAAAGAGUUGGACAAGGCGGCGAUCGACAAGACGCUGAGUGCCCAGGAGGGAAGUCUUUUCCAAACCAAGGCUGAUCUCAACAGGAUGUCCAUGGCCUGGUGGCCUGAAAAUGAUGAGCUAUGCCGGCGGAAGGAUGAACUCGCACAGCUCAAUGCAGAUGUGGUGACGGCAAAAGAGAAUGCCAUCCUGGCCAGCAAGGUUUCCACACGAUCUUUCCCGCGGGAUGAUCCCAUGAAGUUUGCCGUGCGGAGUGGCGGUUACUGGAUCAACGGGAGCAAGGAGCUGAUCGCUACGCGUAAGGAGCAGAUCGAGCAGUUGAAGAAUGUCAACGAUAUUCCUUUGCACUGUUUGUUGCUGCGUUUGUCAUUUGACGGGGUGCUAAAGCCGCUGAUUACGCCAGAAACUGCCUGGGAUACCCGGUCCGAGUCCAUCCUACGGCCAUUUUUCUGGGCCUUAAGCUACGGAGCUGGUGCAGAGGUCUUGCGUGCGUUGCUGGACGCUUAUCCGGCAGCAGCAGAGGAAAAACAUCCGGAGGGUUGGACCCCGCUGCACUAUGUGGAGAAGUUGGAUGCAGCAGCGGUGAAACUGUUGCUGGCGCGAUGUCCGAAGUCUGCCCCAAAGGAAGCGGACAACGAGGGCGCGUUACCUUUGCACUGGGCUGCUGAGCACGAUGCCUCGAAAGAAGUCGUGCAACUGUUGCUUGAGGCGGAAAAGAAAUGGCCCAGAACUGGGGCCCAGUUUCGGGGGUUGCUGGCCCCGAAAAUGCCAAAACACUUGACGGAAGGUGCAAAAAGCCAUCUGGCCUGCAGAGUGAUCGGUGGCAUUGAUGGCGAGAGCUUCGAAAAUGAGGGCUGCAUGAUGCGAGAGUUGAAACGCCGAGCUGUUGAGCAGGAGGAAGUCGCACAGAUGGCAGGAUUGGCUCUCUCUCCACAGCUUCAGAAACUGCAGACUUCCAACGACUUUGUGAAGUUCGCUGACAAACACGGCGCAGAUGUGACGAAGAAGAGCACCGCCUAUUGGAGAGUGAGCAAGGACAAUGUAUGGUGGGUGCUUUCCACCAGCAAGCAAAGGUUCAGACACAAAGACGUCAAGAACCUGAUCAUCACAGCCUUUAAAGCUAUGGUUGCGGUGAACGAAAUCGCCAGCACCGUCACGCUUGAGAUGCGCAGUUUGGCGCGCGCCUAUCCUGAGGCUUUGUCGAAGCGCGAUGGCCGCGGCAAAGUGGCAGCGCAACUGGCGGAGGGAAUGGCAUCAGAGGUUCCACCACCUGUGACUCCGGAUUCCAUGACUCGACUCUUUGGUACCUCUUGUCGUGCCGCGGGCCACGACAUGUUGCCGCAGCUGCUGUUGUCCACCCUGCGGGAAGCAUGCCAAGGGCCCUUUGAUUUUGCCUGGCUGCUGGAGAGGGCCGCGGAUUUUGGGCAGGAGGCGCCCACCUGGCAGAACGAACAGAAAACGCUGUGGAAGCAAGGGAAUGUCCCUCCACCUCUACAGCUCUUGGUGCCAGAGACGAUUUUGUUCCACGGUGACAAGCCACACUGCCUCUUUUUCACGGAUUGUGCUGGAUUUCUCCGCGCAUCUGUGAGAGCACUGAAGCAGCCCCAUGUGGUUUACCAGUGUAUGGAACAGAUCUUGAAGCAACGCAAGGACGCAGAGUACCGCGAGGAUCUCCCGGAGAGCCACUCGAGCCGUCGCGGCUCCCGCAGCAGCGAUGUGAGUGAUCUCAAAGCAGCGAUGCGGAAACCGCGCCACACGCUGAGCGUCAAACACACCCCAACCCUGCGGAAGACCUACUGGCGGAUGUGGGUCGGGAAAAAUCAUCCACAGCAACUGCCUGAAAGCGAUGUGGCAGAACGGUUGGCAGGAACCCGUGGAUUGGGCUGGCCUGCUGGGACCUCAUUGCUGCAAGCCUCUUUUUGGAAUGCUCCGAAAUUUAUCACCUAUGCCUACGAGGCGAUCCAGAGCGAAGCCAAGGGAGCAGUGCACACUCGCUUGGAAGACAUCAUCAACAAUCAUUUCGAACGCUUCACGUUCCUGGACUCCGUGCGCGAUCGCAACAAGAUCUCUGCGGUGCCCAAUUUGUUGGCGCAGCAUUUGGCAUACUUCUGCCACUUAGAGCUGCUCAGUGGCAAGUUCACCUUCUACAAGGAUCGCAAGAGCCAGCUGUGGCUGGUGGAUGCCACCGAUUUGCUGCUGAUUUCCAAUGUGGGGCCCCGUGGGUCCAAGUUGGGCGGUGGUGCUUCGGAUGCUUUGCCACAGAAGCUCUUUCGCUACUUGUCAGAGGAGGCCUUGCAAAACCUGCCUGUUAACGAGCAAGAUGGGCCAAAGCAUCAGCGAAUGUUUGAGUAUCCCAUUGGAAAGGCCAGCAAUAACAACUGGGGUCUGAUUAUGUUGAUGAUCUCCUACUAUCGCUCCAUGAAGCAGCAGUAUGGCGUGGAUCGGAUGUUGCAGAAGGUUCAACAGGAACUGGACACCAACGUGCCGGUGCUGGAGGGCACGGAUGUACAGGCCUUGCGCAAAACCUUUGAUCUCAGCUCGAAAAGUUCCUCCUCGUCCAAGUCUCCCCUUCGACACCUGCAGGUGCCCUCGAAGCGUCCGGGCGCCGCCAGCCACAGCUGUCGCUGGUACACCUCCGACGCCGCCGCUCAAGUGCGUGGCGCCCAAAGCGCGCGUGGCGGGCGUCAUGGGAAGCACAUGGCGGCCAUCGUGGCGCGGCAACGGCAACGGCAGGACUUUGAGGAGGACUCGGCAAAUUCUGAAGCCAGCCACCGUGGGAGCAAGAGCAGGACCCUUCCUGCAGAUCGAAAAGCCAUGAAGAUCGAAAUCGUCUCAACGGCCCUGGCCAACGACCUGCUGGAGGGCGCCGGCACAGGCGCCUGCCCCGAGGGCGCCACGAUGGAUCUGCUGAAGCCACAGAUCUGUCCGCCCGGCGAAGGGCUGCAGCAGACCUGGAAGAAUGCGGUGCCCUGCGCAAGGGCGGUGACCGUGCCUCCUGGAGCUGCUGGUGAAGCCAUGGCUCGCCUGAAGGAAGCAAUGAAAGCCGAAGAAGAAGCUGCCAUAAGAGAAUUUCAGGAACAGCUCUUUUCCAAGACGGAGCGAGAUGCCAGCACCAAAGAAAAUGGCAGCAGCAGCACGCCGCGCGGCUCGGGCCUGGCUGUUUUGGAGCGCAGGGGCUCGGACGCCAGCUCGGCGGCGCGCGUGCGCACACCGCAGGAACUGGUCGAUAUGCCCUUGAAGCAUCAUAUUUGCUUGGCAGAUUGCCUGAGUGUUCGCGACGUGUCGCGACGUUUCGCGGCGCAUCUUGAGCAGCGCGGGUCCAAUAUGGACAGUGAAGUGAAGAAAUUGCUGCAGGGCAGCAACCCUCGAGCCUUUGUGAAGUUGCCGGCCCCUGAGCCAGUGGCCGUCAUUUUUCCGGGCCUGCCCGGAAUCGAGUAUGUCGGGAUGCUGCGGGAUGUUCAUGAGAUCUCCUCUGUGAAGGAGUUGCUGAGCCAGGCCAAAGGACUUCUUGGAGUCGAUCUUCUGCAGGUCUGUCUCAAUGGGCCGCUAAGCACCCUUCAGGAGCUGACCUGCAGCCAUGCUGCCCUCUACGUGGCCUCAGUGGCAGCCUUGCUCAAGUUGCAGCAGGAGAAAUGUCCCGCCGGUAACUUCCAGGUCCUUGCUGGUCUCUCAGUAGGUGAGUACGCAGCACUUGCAGCUGCAGGUGUGUUUUCCUUCCAAGACGGCCUCAGUUUGGUGAUUCAAAGGGCCAAAGUUCUGUCUGACGCUGCCUCGGACCAGAUGAAUGCUUGCGGCCUGGUGAUCCUUGCUUUGUCAUCCGUUCAGAGCUUUGUCCCAGCCGCCUUCGGAAAGAGUGAGGCUCCACGUCACGAGGUUGGCGCAGCCAUGGCAGCACCAGUUGAACAGGUGGAAUCCAGCAUGGAGUCUUCUCCUUCCAUGAUGCCACUUGCCUUUGGCUUGACUGUUGGAUUGGCACUUGCUCUGCCCCAGCGUGUGUUGGCAGCAUCCACUGGCAAUGAGGAUGUGGGCACUCUGAUUGACCGUCUCUUCACCAAGGAGGCUCUUGGUGCCUUUGGCAUUGCCGGCCUGUCCUGGAACGUCUUCUACCUGCUCUUUGGACUCUCCGGCGCCGGUGUGAUCCUCUUCGCAGCCGUGCUGAGCUUCCUCCUGCCGCCUGCCAAGACCAUGGCCGAUGUGCCAAAGAAGUGA
Cladocopium goreaui is the source of this 5592-nucleotide messenger RNA. The record is from the annotation of a GenBank genome assembly. NCBI's taxonomy places the organism in Eukaryota, Dinophyceae, Suessiales, Symbiodiniaceae.